CUCUCUUUCGGACUCUGUUUUUUCCUUCCAAGUUCCACCUGCAUAUGUUCGCCAACACCAGGAGCCUAAAAUCGUCUUCUUCCUUGGUGGGGGUAUAUUCUCUGUCUUGGGUCCCAAAUGACUGAAACAUGAGAGGGAGGGAAGAGACAUAGAAGGCGCCACAUAUCUUCAUUUUUCUUCUCCUCAGGUCUCAUCUUUCAUACACCUCCACGUUCUCUUGGAGAACCUCUUUCACUACCUACAAUACCUGCAUUUAUUGCUCAAUUUCCUCCUCCAGUCUCUAACUAUAAAUAUAAAUACUGCUAGCUAGCUAGCUAGCUGCUAGUGCUACCCUCUAGCCCUUGAACAGUCAAGAAAUCUGAUCUCGUCAUGUCAAACAUGCCUUCUCUUCUCCUCCCAUUCCUAUUCCUUCAUUGUCUCUCCAUCUGUGCAUGCGAUGCCCGCCAUCUCCGAGGCAUCGUCUUAUUGGAGUCCCGUAGCCAAGUUCGCCUUUCUGGCAAGGAUCUGGAGAAGGAGGGCAAACUUGAUAAGACCUCAAUCCCAUCGACGACGAAACUUCACUUGCCAGAGGAAAAUCAGAGACCAAAACAAGAAGCAGAAAAUGGGGAAACCAGGAUGGACAAGUGCCGGGAAGGUGCAAGCACCCAUGAGAAGUCAAAGGGUUCAGAUGCUUCUCUGAAGAAAGUAAAGAUAUCAGGUGCUGUUCAAACCGAGUCUCUUGUUUCGGUUCCACGGCGUGUGCCUCGUAAGAAAAGUGGCCAAUAUCCGGGGUUUAAUUUGGACUAUUCUCCGCCGAAGACACACCCUCCCUCUCACAACUGAUGAACUACACUACACCCACCCUUAUUCUCUCUUUGCCCACCUCAUUUCCUUCUUUUUCUCUCAUUGAGCUUGGGUUUUGCGUCUUCAACUGACAUCCAGUCCAGGAACUUCCAAAAAAGUGGCUUCAUACUUAAUAGAAUGAAGAAGCAAUACAGCCUUAUUAAAAGAAUCUGUCUAACUCAUAUAUACAUCACUGCUCAAUAUAACUUCUAACAACUCACCACAGUACAGAGUUGCACUGUAUUUGUUGCCAAUGCCUGGCUCUCCUGUUUAUUGUACAUCAGAGAUAAC
Molecule: messenger RNA, 1113 nt
Organism: Nelumbo nucifera (sacred lotus)
Lineage: Eukaryota; Viridiplantae; Streptophyta; Magnoliopsida; Proteales; Nelumbonaceae
Source: RefSeq, a predicted model, not a curated record